Bactrocera tryoni is the source of this 10401-nucleotide messenger RNA. It is a transcript of the gene Ten-m, whose product is annotated as teneurin-m. Bases 1350 to 9626 code for a protein of 2758 amino acids. The record is from RefSeq and is a predicted model, not a curated record. Gene Ontology annotation, biological process: motor neuron axon guidance. NCBI's taxonomy places the organism in Eukaryota, Metazoa, Arthropoda, Insecta, Diptera, Tephritidae. The transcript is spliced from 11 exons.
AUGAAAUCGCUGGGAAAUUACGUGCGGAUACCGGACGGAAUUAGCGCUUAUUGUAUAUAUUCGCCGUGCAAUAUCGUUAGCUCGUGUGCUGCUGCUGCACAUACGACGCAGAAAAAAUAGAAAUUUUUCAUGAUUUUCGAGCAAAAGCAGUCGAUAUAUACGCGCGUGUGCUGAAGUGGAAGAAAAUAAGAAAUUCCAGCUAGAAAAUAUUUUGUUGAAACGAAGCAACGAAAAUUGUGCAAAGAAGCCGAAAAUAAAGCAGCAAAUUGGCAAUAAAAUAUAGUGUGCGCGUUUAAGAGUUUGUGUGGCAAAUCACUGAAAUCGAAUUUAGCUCUAAAAAAAAUCAAUGUGCAAACACUUGCAAACAUAGUGAGUGCGCUGGUGGAAAAUUGGAAAAAUUCUGUGUUGUGAUUUUGGGAAAAAAUUUGUUAGCGAAUUCGGUAGCACAAAUCGUGGCUGUGAGGCUGUGCAAGCGGCAAGCAGCAGGCACGUCAGCGUUUACUGCCGGCAGCAGAACUCGCCAAAGGAUUUAAGAAAAUACUCACGCUCGCACCCACACGCACACAAACGAGCGUGUGUGUGUAUGCAAACGAACGCGAAACUUUGUGAUUUAUCCCACCUACGCGCUGAGAUUUGCAGAUUUGUUUAUUUGUUUAUCAAAUCGUCCAAUGGGAGUGUUUAAGGCUCUCCGCUAAAAAGUGCGUUUUCUGCGCGCUGAAUGGCAAAUGAAUAAUUAUUCAGAGCAAUGUAUCGAAUUUGAAACGAAGUUAAAAAUAAUAAAAAAUUUAACUCGAUAUACCGUAAUACCAGUGAGUGAUUUCUAAACUACCACGCCAUUGGUCAGCACACAAUCAACGAAGAAAGGCAAAAAUUUUUUCAAAUUUUCAAGUGCUAAAAAUCUGUGAAAUACAGUGUUCAAAUCAAAGUUAUAACAAAUAAAAUUAUAAGUUGAAGAAAAGACAGUGAAAAAGCAACAACGCAACAACGAAAUUAAGAAAAUAAAAUUCCACAAUGUGCAACCAAAAAAAAUGUUAAAAGUCUGCGUUAUUGCGCAAGCAAAAAAUUUAACAACAAAACUUUACACCAAAGACUACAAAUCAAAUCAAACAAAUUAAGCCAUACCACACACCACAUAUACACUGACCACCCACCAACUUGCAGCGCGAACACCGUUGAAGGGAAGCAACGGUUUCUUCUACUAUUUCUACUUCUUCGUCCCGCUGUUUAUAUAAAAAGCCAUCAAAAUUAAGUUCUCAAAGCAAAAUCAUCACGCAUACCGUCACACCGAGAACAUCUACGACGGUGGCACCGACACUGACGACGACGAAUGCCCGUUGGAGUCCACCACGAUGAAUCCGUAUGAAUAUGAAACGACACUGGACUGUCGCGAUGUGGAUACACGCGCCGGCGGUGGUGGUGGCGGCGGCCUCGGUGGCGGUGGUCUGAACGGUGGUACAGCUGUUGGUGGCAUGAUGAGUUUGCGUCACAAUCCAACGUCGACACAUUCACAUCAAAAUACGUUGCAACAUCAGAAUCAACAGAAUUUACAAUUGCAACAACAACAGCAACAACAUCUGCAACAACAGCAAUCACCAUACGAUUAUGAGUAUCAGCAUUUGCCACAUCGUGCUGGUGAAUUGGCUGCAGCAGCGGCAGCGAACAACAGCGUUGCAGUGUCAACGGCACAGCGCAACACACACGGCAGACCAGGCUAUCUCCUUGAAGGAGUUACGCCAUCGGCACCACCGGAUGUCCCACCAAGGAAUCCAACAAUGAGUCGCAUGAAUAAUGGCCGUUUAGUCCCUGGUAACCCAAAUGAUUUGGGCGUUGAUUUCGAGCCAUCGUGUUUGGUGCGAACACCAUCGGGCAACGUCUACAUUCCGAGUGGAAAUUUAAAUAUCAACAAAGGUUCACCCAUCGAUUAUAAAAGCGGCUCGGCCUGCUCAACACCUACAAAAGACACACUCAAAGGUUACGAGCGCAGCACGAAUAAUUGCAUGGGACCCGUGCUUCCACCGCGCAGCGUUAUGAGCGGCCUGCCUGCGCACCACUAUUCGACACCGAUGAAUUUCCGCAAGGGUUUGGCGGCGCGCUGGCACCGCUGGCGGUGUGCGCUCAAUAUAUGUUUGGCGGUAUUUGCGUUACUCGGCUUGAUUUCAAUAGUUCUAUAUGUAUCCGGUGUAUUACACUUAUCCAUGGACGAACCACGCACAAUUCUAGUCGGCAAUGAGGCGUCCGAAGUGACGGCCGCCAAAAGUACUAACACAGAUCUAACGAAAUUCGGACAACCCACCACGGUCACAGCAUCAACGGCAACCUCAUCACUCUCCUCGAUAUCGGCAUCACAAGCGGCAGCGGCGCAGGCGGCCAGCGGUAGCGCUGACUUGAUGGCUGGCGGCGGCGGCGGCGGUGGCACCUUGCCAUCAUCGACCGCCUACCAAUCACCAGCAUCUGCGUCGUCGGCGGUGGCUGCUAUAGGUAUGACCGGAGCCGUUGCCUCCUCACCCUCAUCAUCAUCGCUGGCAAAUGCCAAUAAUGGAGGUGCGCGUACUUUCCCAGCACGCAGUUUCCCACCAGAUGGCACGACCUUUGGACAAAUCACCUUAGGACAGAAACUAACCAAGGAGAUACAACCGUACAGCUAUUGGAAUAUGCAAUUCUAUCAAUCGGAACCGGCUUAUGUGAAGUUCGAUUACACCAUACCACGCGGCGCCUCGAUAGGUGUCUAUGGGCGUCGCAACGCGUUGCCAACACACACACAGUAUCACUUUAAGGAGGUGUUGAGCGGCUUUAGCGCCAGCACCAGGACAGCGCGUGCAGCACACUUAUCGAUAACGCGCGAGGUAACACGUUACAUGGAGCCCGGUCACUGGUUCGUCUCGCUCUACAACGACGAUGGUGACGCGCAAGAGGUCACCUUCUAUGCCGCCAUUGCCGAGGAUAUGACACAGAAUUGCCCGAACGGUUGCUCCGGCAAUGGCCAAUGCCUGCUCGGGCAUUGUCAAUGCAAUCCCGGCUUUGGUGGCGACGACUGCAGCGAGAGCGUCUGCCCAGUGCUGUGCUCGCAACAUGGCGAAUAUAUUAACGGCGAAUGUAUUUGUAAUCCCGGUUGGAAGGGUAAAGAGUGCUCGUUGCGCCACGAUGAGUGCGAAGUGGCCGAUUGCAAUGGACACGGUCACUGCGUAAGCGGCAAGUGCCAGUGCAUGCGCGGCUAUAAAGGCAAAUUCUGUGAGGAAGUUGACUGUCCGCAUCCGAACUGCUCGGGUCAUGGCUUCUGCGCUGACGGCACUUGCAUCUGCAAGAAGGGCUGGAAGGGCACCGACUGCGCCACCGUCGACAAGGACGCCUUACAAUGCCUGCCAGAUUGCUCGAAUCACGGCAAUUUCGAUGUGGACACGCAGACCUGCACGUGCGAGCCGAAGUGGAGCGGCGAUGAUUGCUCGAAGGAGCUGUGCGAUUUGGAUUGUGGACAGCAUGGACGCUGUGUCGGCGAUGCCUGCACUUGCGAUGCGGAAUGGGGUGGUGAAUACUGCAACACCAAGCUCUGCGAUACGCGCUGCAAUGAGCAUGGGCAGUGCAAGAAUGGCACCUGCCUAUGCGUGACCGGUUGGAAUGGCAAGCACUGCACUAUCGAAGGCUGUCCGAAUGGCUGUUCGGCGCAUGGACAGUGUCGCGUAAGCGGCGAGGGUCAGUGGGAAUGUCGUUGCUACGAGGGCUGGGAUGGUCCCGACUGCGGCAUAGCGCUCGAAUUGAAUUGUGGCGACAGCAAGGACAACGACAAGGAUGGUCUCGUUGACUGUGAGGAUCCCGAGUGCUGUGCCAGUCAUGUGUGCAAGACAUCGCAGCUGUGCGUAUCCGCGCCCAAGCCGAUUGAUGUCUUGUUGCGCAAGCAACCGCCGGCCAUUACCGCAUCCUUCUUCGAGCGCAUGAAAUUCUUGAUUGACGAGAGCAGCCUGCAGAACUAUGCGAAACUCGAAACGUUCAAUGAAAGCAUUUUUUGGAAUUAUUUCAAUGCAAGCCGUUCGGCCGUUAUACGCGGUCGCGUUGUCACCUCGCUCGGCAUGGGUUUGGUGGGUGUACGCGUCUCCACUACGACACUGCUCGAAGGCUUUACGCUCACACGCGACGACGGUUGGUUCGAUCUGAUGGUGAAUGGCGGCGGCGCUGUUACGCUGCAAUUCGGCCGCUCACCAUUCCGACCACAGUCACGCAUCGUACAAAUACCCUGGAACGAGGUGAUCAUCAUCGAUGUGGUGGUUAUGUCCAUGUCGGAGGAGAAGAAUUUGAUACCCAUACCGCAUACGUGUUUCUCGCACGACUACGAUCUUAUGAAGCCGGUUGUGUUGGCCUCGUGGAAGCAUGGUUUCCAAGGCGCUUGUCCCGAUCGUUCAGCCAUUUUGGCCGAGUCGCAGGUUAUACAGGAAUCACUACAAAUACCCGGCACUGGCUUGAAUUUGGUAUACCAUUCUUCACGCGCCGCCGGCUAUCUAUCGACCAUAAAGCUGCAGCUAACACCCGAAACUAUACCAGAUACACUGCACCUGAUACAUCUGCGCAUAACCAUCGAGGGUAUACUAUUCGAGCGUGUUUUCGAAGCAGAUCCAGGCAUUAAAUUCACCUACGCCUGGAACCGCUUGAAUAUCUACCGUCAACGCGUCUACGGUGUGACCACAGCGAUUGUUAAGGUUGGUUAUCAGUACAGCGAUUGUAAAGACAUCAUUUGGGAUAUACAAACCACCAAGUUGUCUGGCCACGACAUGUCCAUUUCCGAGGUCGGUGGUUGGAAUCUUGAUAUACACCACCGUUACAACUUCCAUGAGGGCAUACUGCAGAAGGGCGAUGGCUCCAAUAUCUACUUGAAGAAUAAGCCGCGUGUCAUACUCACUACCAUGGGUGAUGGCCAUCAACGUCCGCUUGAAUGCAACGAUUGUGAGGGCUUAGCAUACAAGCAACGCUUGCUGGCGCCUGUUGCAUUGGCCGCUUCACCUGAUGGCAGUUUGUAUGUCGGCGACUUCAACUACAUACGUCGCAUUAUGACCGAUGGCACCAUACGCACAGUGGUCAAGUUAAAUGCCACACGCGUCUCCUACCGCUACCACAUGGCACUGAGUCCACUGGACGGCACACUUUAUAUAUCCGAUCCGGAGUCUCAUCAAAUCAUACGCGUACGCGACACUAAUGAUUACACACAACCGGAAAAGAACUGGGAACCCAUUGUCGGCUCCGGUGAGCGUUGUCUGCCCGGCGACGAGGCGCAUUGUGGUGACGGUGCUUUGGCGAAAGAUGCGAAGCUGGCCUAUCCCAAGGGCAUCGCCAUUUCCAGCGACAAUAUAUUGUACUUUGCAGAUGGCACAAAUAUCCGUAUGGUUGACCGUGAUGGCAUUGUCACAACACUAAUAGGCAAUCACAUGCAUAAGUCACACUGGAAGCCCAUACCAUGCGAGGGCACACUAAAGUUGGAAGAGAUGCAUUUGCGUUGGCCCACCGAAUUGGCUGUUAGCCCCUUGGACAAUACACUACACAUUAUCGAUGAUCAUAUGAUUUUGCGCAUGACACCCGAUGGACGUGUGCGCGUCAUUUCCGGACGUCCACUACAUUGCGCCACCACUUCAACCGUUUAUGAUUCCGAUUUGGCUACACAUGCCACACUCGUGAUGCCACAAUCCAUAUCGUUCGGUCCCAUGGGUGAGCUCUAUGUGGCAGAGAGCGAUUCGCAACGCAUCAACCGUGUACGCGUCAUUGGCACAGAUGGUCGCAUAGCACCUUUUGCCGGCGCAGAGUCGAAAUGUAAUUGCUUGGAACGCGGCUGCGACUGUUUCGAGGCAGAGCACUUCCUGGCAACCAGUGCCAAGUUUAACACUAUAGCGGCGCUUUCCGUCACACCCGAUGGUCAUGUGCAUAUUGCUGACCAGGCCAAUUAUCGCAUACGUUCGGUUAUGUCCAGUAUACCCGAAGCCAGUGCGUCACGCGAAUAUGAAAUCUAUGCGCCAGAUAUGCAAGAAAUUUAUAUCUUUAACCGUUUCGGUCAGCACGUCUCUACAAAGAAUAUUCUCACUGGCGAAACAACAUAUGUCUUCACUUAUAAUGUCAAUACUUCCAAUGGCAAACUGAGUACCGUGACUGAUGCGGCAGGCAAUAAGGUCUUCCUACUCCGCGACUACACCUCUCAGGUGAACUCCAUCGAAAAUACGAAGGGUCAGAAAUGUCGCCUACGCAUGACACGCAUGAAGAUGUUGCACGAACUGAGCACACCGGACAACUACAAUGUGACAUUUGAAUACCACGGCCCAACCGGCCUGCUAAAGACCAAACUAGAUUCCACAGGCCGCUCUUAUGUCUACAACUAUGAUGAGUUUGGACGACUCACUUCGGCUGUUACGCCCACUGGUCGUGUCAUUGAUUUGGUAUUCGAUUUGAGCGUUAAAGGUGCACAAGUUAAGAUAUCCGAGAAUGCACAGAAGGAACAAUCGAUGCUAAUACAGGGCUCAACAGUCAUGGUGCGCAAUGGUGCCGCCGAAUCGAAGACAUCUGUUGAAAUGGACGGUUCAAUGACAAGUCUAACGCCUUGGGGUCACACUGUACAAAUGGAAGUGGUACCGUACGCCAUUUUGGCUGAAAUCAACCCUGUGAUUGGUGAAAGCUAUCCGGUGCCUGCCAAGCAGCGUACUGAAAUCGCUGGUGAUCUGGCUAAUCGCUUCGAGUGGCGUUACUUCGUGCGUCGCAUGCAGCAGGGUAAGCAAGGCAAAGGACCACGUCCAGUCUCACAAGUUGGACGCAAACUGCGUGUGAAUGGCGAUAAUGUGCUGACACUCGAAUAUGACCGCGAUGCGCAAUCCGUUGUUGUGCUCGUCGAUGAUAAACAAGAAUUAUUGAAUGUUACUUAUGACCGUACAGCACGUCCCGUUAGUUUCCGCCCACAAUCGGGCGACUAUGCUGAUGUCGACUUGGAAUACGAUCGCUUUGGUCGUUUAGUGAGCUGGAAGUGGGGUGUGCUGCAAGAAGCUUACACCUUUGAUCGCAAUGGACGCUUAAAUGAAAUCAAAUACGGUGACGGCUCAUCAAUGGUUUAUGCCUUCAAAGACAUGUUCGGCUCGCUACCACUGAAAGUGACCACACCGCGUCGCUCUGACUACCUCUUGCAGUACGACGAUGCUGGCGCACUACAAAGUUUGACAACGCCACGCGGCCAUAUACACUCAUUCUCACUACAAACCUCGCUCGGUUUCUUCAAGUACCAAUACUUCUCACCGAUCAACCGCCACCCUUUCGAAAUACUAUACAACGAUGAAGGACAGAUACUCGCCAAGAUACAUCCACACCAAUCGGGUAAGGUGGCGUUUGUACAUGAUUCCGCUGGCCGUUUGGAGACAAUUUUAGCUGGGCUAUCAAGCACGCACUACACUUAUCAGGAUACGACGAGCCUCAUCAAAUCAGUUGAAGUGCAGGAACCUGGCUUUGAGUUACGCCGCGAGUUCAAGUAUCACGCUGGCAUUCUCAAAGACGAAAGGGUACGCUUCGGCUCUAAGAACUCAUUAGCUUCCGCACACUAUAAGUACUUCUAUGAUGGCAAUGCACGUCUGAGCAGCAUUGAGAUGUCCAUUGAUGACAAGGAGGUGCCCACAGCACGUUACAAGUACAGUCAAAACUUGGGACAGUUGGAAGUUGUGCAAGAUCUAAAGAUUACCCGGAAUGCUUUCAAUCGUACCGUUAUUCAAGACUCUGCUAAGCAAUUCUUCACGAUCAUCGAUUACGAUCAGCAUGGUCGCGUAAAGAGUGUGCUUAUGAAUAUCAAGAGCUUCGACGUCUUCCGCCUCGAGUUGGACUAUGAUCUGCGAAAUCGCAUCAAAUCACAGAAGACAACAUUGGGACGUUCAACAUCAUUCGACAAGAUCAAUUACAAUGCUGAUGGACAUGUGACAGAAGUGCUCGGCACAAACAAUUGGAAAUAUUUGUACGAUGAGAAUGGCAACACUGUCGGCAUUGUGGAUCAAGGUGAGAAAAUUAAUCUCAGUUAUGAUAUUGGUGAUCGCGUCAUACAAGUUGGUGAGAUCGAGUUCAACAGUUAUGAUGCGCGUGGCUUUGUGGUGCGACGUGGUGAACAGAAGUACCGUUAUAACAAUCGCGGUCAGCUAAUACAUGCCUUCGAAAGAGAUCGCUUCCAGUCCUGGUACUACUAUGAUGACCGCAGCCGUUUAAUAGCCUGGCACGAUAGCAAAGGUAAUGUAACGCAGUACUACUAUGCCAACCCGAAGACACCGAAAUUGCUGACACACGUACACUUCCCGAAAGUGGGCAAAACAUUGCGUUUCUUCUAUGACGAUCGUGAUAUGCUAAUGGCAGUAGAAAACGGCGAUCAGCGUUACUAUGUGGCCACCGAUCAGAAUGGUUCUCCGCUAGCCUUCUUCGACCCGAACGGCAUCAUAAUCAAAGAUGUAAGACGUACGCCAUUCGGCCGCAUCAUCAAAGAUACAAAUCCAGACUUCUUCAUACCGAUCGACUUCCAUGGUGGACUGCUAGAUCCCAACACCAAGUUAAUCUACACCGAAGGACGCCACUACGAUCCUACAGUUGGUCAAUGGAUGACACCCAAAUGGGAGACAUUGGCCACCGAAAUGUCCAAUCCAACUGAUGUCUUCAUCUACCGCUACCAUAACAACGAUCCCGUCAAUCCCAACAAACCGCAAAAUUAUAUGAUCGACUUAGAGUCUUGGCUGCAACUCUUCGGCUACGAUUUGCGUAGCAUGCAGAGCUCGAAGUACACCAAAGACGCGCAAUAUGUGCCACAAAUUUCGAUUAAAUCAAACACACUUGCACCAGAAUUCGGUGUGAUUUCCGGCUUGGAAUGUAUCGUCGAAAAGACCAACGAGAAAUUCAGCGAUUUCGACUUCGUGCCGAAACCACUGCUGAAGAUGGAACCAAAGAUGCGCAAUCUACUGCCACGCAUUAGCUACCGACGUGGCGUCUUCGGCGAGGGUGUGCUGCUUUCACGCAUUGGCGGUCGUGCUUUAGUCAGCGUCGUAGAUGGCUCUAAUAGCGUGGUGCAGGAUGUGGUCUCAUCGGUCUUCAACAAUUCCUACUUCCUCGAUCUGCAUUUCAGCAUACACGAUCAAGAUGUAUUCUACUUUGUCAAAGACAAUGUGCUUAAGCUGCGCGACGACAACGAAGAGCUGCGCCGACUCGGCGGCAUGUUCAACAUAUCAACACAUGAAGUGACCGAUCACGGCGGCACCGCUGCAAAGGAAUUGCGACUGCACGGACCCGAUGCCGUGGUGAUAAUCAAAUAUGGUGUUGAUCCCGAACAAGAGCGACAUCGCAUACUGAAACACGCGCACAAGCGUGCCGUCGAACGCGCUUGGGAGCUCGAGAAGCAGCUGGUGGCUGCCGGCUUCCAGGGACGUGGCGACUGGACUGAAGAGGAGAAAGAGGAGUUGGUGUCGCACGGCGAUGUAGAUGGCUGGAUUGGCAUCGACAUACAUAGCAUACACAAAUAUCCACAGCUGGCCGACGAUCCAGGCAAUGUAGCAUUCCAGCGUGACGCCAAACGCAAACGAAGAAAGAUCGGCAGCGCACACCGCGCAGCGAAAUCGCGCCGACAGCAAUUAAGAGUCAUGGAUUUGAGUGCGUGAGUGGGCGAGACGAGCGAAGAAGUAUACAAAAGUAGACGUGUAGCAGCAACUGUAACAAAAGUGAAUGAGCAACGCGAAAAUGAUGGGCGUGAGAAGGAUAGGCGAAGUUAUGGUGUUGCCUAUGCUAGGCACGAAAGCUGGCUAGCAGAUGCAAACGCAAACGAACUGAACACCAUUGAGACAACACUUUAUUUAGACAACAAUAACAGCAAUAGCAGCGGUGAUGAUGGUGAUGACGACGACGACGAUGACGAUGACGACGAUGAGGAUGACGAUGCGCUGCCGCAAAAUGUACGCAAACUCAUUGUUGCCAACGAAGCUAACCACAGCGGCAAUGAGGAGUACUACCAAGACGAAUACUAUUAUAAUAACAACUACUACGAUCAGCACUACUAUCGCAGCAAAGGCACAGAUACAGACGACUUAUAUUAAACAACCAAUACUACUACAUACAAAACAUAUAUAAAAAACAAAAACUGAAAAGCAAAUUAAAUUUAAAGAAUUUAGUGGGUAUUAAAUUAAAAUAUGUGUGAGUACGUACGACUAACUACAAUACUAUGAGUAGGUAUGUGUGAAGUAAAGAAAUCAUAAAACACAAGAAAUUUUCAAAAUCAAUAUUUGCGUGUGAAAAUGGCAAAUUUGUAAAAAGUAAAUGAAAAAAAAAAAUGAGUGAAGGUUUAGCAACUGAAAAGACGCCAAGCAAAUUAUUUAGUAAGGAAAUAAUAAAAAUCUUUAGCACACACAGCGCUAAGUGGCGUAGGUAGUCGGAUUUGGU